UUCCCUCCGCCUUCAACCCCGCUCUCUCUCUCUCUCUCUCUCUCUCUCUCUCUCUCUCUCACACACACAUAUACACGCGCACACAAGAAAAUUCUAGGGUUUCAAUUCUCUCUUUCCGAAACUCGCCUCCAUCCCCAAGAUUUCUGUAGCUUUCCGGAGGAAAGGCGGCUGGGGUUCGGAGAGAUGGAUUGCUUCUCCUUCAUCUUGCGGAUCGCCAUGCGUCGCUGGGCAACGGUACUCGUCGAAUAGGCCGCGCCGCCCGGCUCCACCGAUCGGUGCCAGGGUUUUGCAAGGUGGCCAUCGGGGUAGAGGCCUACCAUCCGGGGGGCGAUGACGACGGCCCGGUUGGGGAAGGGCUGAGUUAUCGGGCUUUGAAUCGAUGGCAUUGGGAGAUCUGAUGCCGUCCAGGUUGUCUGGGUCUUCGGCGUCCGUUUCGGACCAUUUGGAUGGAUUGUCCGGCGGGGAGGACGGGGCCGGGGCCGGGGAUGCGGCCUCGCAGAGGACCGAGCCUGAGGUGGCGGCCCCGGCAGGGGCCAACCUGGGAGUGAGGGCGUCUGGGGCGACGGCUACUGGCAUGGCUUACUUGCCCCACACGGUCGUGCUAUCCGAUUUCCGGCAUGAGGGCUUCGAGGAUUGUGCGGCGGUGGGGCCGUCCGACAAUGGUUUGGUGUCUAAGUGGCGGCCCAAGGAUCGGAUGAAGACUGGGUGUGUUGCACUUGUGUUAUGUUUAAAUAUUGGUGUUGAUCCACCAGAUGUUAUAAAAAUUUCUCCAUGUGCCCGAAUGGAGUGCUGGAUGGAUCCAUAUUCUAUGGCUGCUCCAAAGGCACUUGAGACAAUUGGGAAGGCAUUGCAAGUACAGUAUGAACGCUGGCAACCUCGGGCUCGUUAUAAACUUCAACUGGAUCCCACCGUGGAGGAAGUCAAGAAGCUUUGUAAUACCUGUCGCAAAUAUGCUAGGUCAGAAAGAGUUCUAUUUCAUUAUAAUGGACAUGGAGUACCGAAGCCUACAUCUAAUGGAGAAAUCUGGGUUUUCAACAAGAGUUACACACAAUAUAUUCCAUUGCCUAUCAGUGAGCUUGAUUCUUGGCUUAAAUCUCCUUCAAUAUAUGUUUUUGACUGCUCUGCAGCAGGGAUGAUCAUCAGUGCCUUUUUAAAGCGGCAAGAUUCGAACUCUUCUGGUGCUUCUGCCUCAUUUAAAGACUGUAUUCUGCUUGCUGCUUGUGAAGCUCAUGAGACUCUUCCACAGAGUGCUGAAUUUCCUGCUGAUGUUUUCACAUCAUGCCUUACAACUCCAAUUAAAAUGGCAUUGCGAUGGUUUUGUUCUCGCUCUUUAUUUCACGGAUCUCUUACCCAUUCUCUUAUUGACCAAAUUCCUGGCCGUCAAAAUGACCGAAAGACACUUCUGGGAGAGCUGAACUGGAUUUUCAUUGCUGUUACUGAUACGAUUGCAUGGAAUGUCCUACCUCAUGACCUUUUUCAGAGUCUGUUUAGGCAAGAUCUGUUAGUUGCUAGUCUCUUUCGCAAUUUUCUACUCGCUGAGCGAAUAAUGCGAGCUGCAAACUGUUCCCCAGUUUCUUAUCCAUUGUUGCCACCAACUCAUCAGCAUCAUAUGUGGGAUGCAUGGGACAUGGCUGCUGAGAUUUGCUUGUCUAAGCUCCCACAGCUGAUUGCUGAUCCAAAUGCUGAAUUUCAGCCAAGCCCUUUUUUCACCGAGCAACUGACAGCUUUUGAGGUGUGGCUGGAUCAUGGUUCCGAACAUAAGAAGCCACCAGAGCAAUUGCCAAUUGUUCUUCAGGUUUUACUAAGUCAAUCUCAUCGAUUCCGAGCACUAGUACUCUUAGGAAGAUUCCUUGAUAUGGGAGCUUGGGCUGUAGAUCUGGCUCUAUCUGUCGGGAUCUUUCCGUAUGUUUUAAAACUUUUACAAACUACUGCAAUGGAAUUGCGUCAAAUUCUUGUGUUCAUUUGGACCAAGAUUCUUGCUCUUGAUAAGUCUUGUCAAGUAGAUCUAGUGAAAGAUGGAGGCCAUGCAUAUUUUAUCAGAUUUCUUGAUAGCAUGGAUGCCUAUCCGGAGCAGCGAGCAAUGGCUGCUUUUGUUUUGGCAGUUGUUGUGGAUGGACAUCGGCGGGGACAAGAAGCAUGUAUUCAAGCAAAUCUGAUACAUGUUUGUUUGAAACAUUUGCAACUUGCUAAUCCAUGUGAUGGACAAACCGAACCUUUACUUCUUCAGUGGCUUUGUCUUUGCCUGGGAAAACUGUGGGAGGAUUUUCCAGAAGCGCAAAUUAUAGGUAUGCAAGCAGAUGGACCAGCAACAAUUGCACCUUUAUUGUCAGAGCCACAGCCCGAGGUCAGAGCUGCAGCUGCUUUUGCAUUGGGCACCCUUAUUGACGUUGGAUCUGUCUCAUUUGGUGAUGGACAUGGAGGUGAUGAGGACUUUGAUGAUGAUGAAAAAAUAAAAUCUGAGCUGAAUAUUGUUAGAAAUCUUCUACAAGCUGCUGGGGAUGGGAGUCCCUUGGUUAGGGCUGAGGUCGCUGUAGCUCUUGCCCGCUUUGCCUUUGGUCAUAACAAGCAUCUGAAGUCAAUUGCUGCUGAAUACCUGAAGCCUCAGUCUAACUCCCUUCUGAGCUCCUUGCCAUCUUUGGCUAAUGUUAAUAAUUUUAGUGGCUAUUGUCCCAGUCAACUGAUGCAGGUAGGAAGCACCAUUUCCUCACGUAUUGGUCCUGUAUUGAGAAGUAGUAGUGACAGCACUGCUGCUGGUCGAGAUGGUAGGAUAUCGACAAGUAGUCCCAUUGCAUCAACUGGUAUGAUGCAUGGUUCUCCACAAUCUGAUGAUUCUUCUCAUCAUUCUGACUCUGGUAUAUUGAUAAAAGAAACUACUACUAAUGGGAUCAUCAAUUGCUCUAGAUCAAGAACUCUUGACAGUGCUCUAUAUUCUCAGUUUAUUUUGGCCAUGUGUAAUAUCGCAAAGGAUCCAUCUCCUCGUGUUGCGAACCUUGGCCGAAGAACACUCUCUAUAAUUGGUAUUGAACUAGUGGUUGCAAGAACUGCAAGGUAUGGUGGUGGGGGUAUACACCAAGGAGAUUCUUCAGCUCCAUCUCAGUACUCUAAUCUUUCUGGAUUGGCUCGCUCAUCUUCAUGGUUUGACUUUAAUGCCGGUCAUUUAUCAAUGACAUUCCGGACACCUCCUGUUAGCCCUCCUAAGCAAAAUUAUCUGACAGGAUUGCGCCGAGUGUGCUCUUUAGAGUUCAGGCCACACCAACUAAAUUCUCCAGAUACUGGAUUAGCUGAUCCACUUAUAGGGGCUGUUGGAUCUUCUGAGAGUUCUGAACGUAGCUUACUUCCACAGUCAAUUGUUUACAAUUGGAGUUGUGUUCAUUUUUCAAGGCCACUUCUCGCUGGCACUGAUGACAGUGAAGAAACUGUUGCUAGGAGAGAAGAAAGAGAGAGAAUGGCUUUGGAUGGUAUAGCCAAAUGUCAACACUCUUCUAAUUGUAAACUUGGUAAUCAAAUUGCUAGCUGGGAUACCAAGUAUGAAACAGGCACGAAGGCUGCAUUACUCUUGCCUUUUUCUCCUUUUGUGGUCGCUGCUGAUGAGAAAGAACAAAUCAGGGCUUUAAUAUUGGGUCAUGGCUUUCCUGUGUGUGUAUGCGCGUCGCUUUCCUUGCGUUACUCAAUGGAUCUGUUGAUGUGGGUAUGGAAUUAUGAAGAAGCUACUCUUUUGAACUGUUUUGAUAAUCGUGAGUCAUCUGAUAGAGGAAUAUCUAAACUGUGUCUUGUGAAUGAGCUUGAUGACAGUUUGCUUCUAGUUGCUUCUAGUGAUGGAAAUGUUUGCUUUUGGAAAAAUUACACCAUGAAGGGGAAGCAGAAACUUGUGACAGCAUUUUCUGCCAUGCAAGGUCAUCGGGCUGCUGUUCGUGGCACAAAUGUAGUCGUGGACUGGCAGCAGCAAUCUGGUUAUUUGUAUGCUUCGGGUGAGAUAUCAUCAAUCCUGGUUUGGGAUAUGGAUAAAGAGCAACUUGUCAGCUCUAUUCCAUCAUCAUCUGACAGUAGCAUAUCAGCACUGUCUGCUUCCCAAGUCCACUGGGGUCAUUUAGCAGCUGGCUUUGUUGAUGGUUCAGUAAGAAUAUUUGACAUUCGCGCUCCUGAAAUGCCUGUUUGCACUGCUAGACCACAUACCCAAAGGGUGGAAAGAGUUGUUGGGAUUGGUUUUCAACCUGGAAUUGAUCCGACCAAGAUUGUCAGUGCAUCUCAAGCUGGGGAUAUACAAUUUUUGGAUAUAAGAAAUCAAACUGAGCCAUAUCUCACUAUCGAUGCACAUAGGGGCUCUCUUACUGCAUUGGCAAUUCAUCGCCAUGCUCCAAUCAUUGCAAGUGGCUCAGCCAAGCAGAUAGUUAAGGUCUUCAGCCUAAGAGGAGAGCAACUAAGCAUCAUCAGAUACUAUCCUACAUUUAUGGCUCAGAGAAUUGGUUCUGUUAGCUGCCUCACUUUCCAUCCAUACAAAGUACUCCUUGCUGCUGGUGCAGCCGAUGCCUGUGUUUCCAUUUAUGCAGAUGACAGCUACCAAGCAAGAUAACCGUAUGCUGUGGGUUUUCAUUUAGAACAUUUGACAUCUAACCAAGGAACAUGGAUCUGGCAACCAGACAAACUGAGUGAGCUGAUAACUGCAGCUAUACUACAGAUCAUCAGAUUUUGGGGUACAUAAACCUCUGGCCCUGCAUGUGAAAUUUGUAUCUUACAGCGUUCAUUAGCCUCCUCCUCAGAGGGUCACACCUCACCCGAAUUCCUGCAUCGCUGCUGGAGGCUCCCACAAAUAAUCAUACCUAGGUAAAAAGAUGUAAAUAAUUUCUUUAUUUGAAUGGUUCUCUUUUUUAUUUAUUUUCUUUUCUUUUGCUCAGUUUGUAAAAGUGCAUAAUUUUCAUAUGAUAAAUUAAGUACAGGUGGCUCUUGGGGCUGGGUUUGUGA
Musa acuminata AAA Group (dessert banana) is the source of this 4959-nucleotide messenger RNA. RefSeq names its product regulatory-associated protein of TOR 1. NCBI's taxonomy places the organism in Eukaryota, Viridiplantae, Streptophyta, Magnoliopsida, Zingiberales, Musaceae. Gene Ontology annotation, biological process: TOR signaling; cellular response to starvation; positive regulation of cell growth. Gene Ontology annotation, cellular component: cytoplasm; TORC1 complex. Gene Ontology annotation, molecular function: protein-macromolecule adaptor activity; protein binding. The record is from RefSeq and is a predicted model, not a curated record. The coding region runs from base 380 to 4570 and encodes 1396 amino acids. The transcript is spliced from 24 exons.